This is a messenger RNA of Monomorium pharaonis (pharaoh ant), 5252 nucleotides long. RefSeq names its product matrix metalloproteinase-14 (gene Mmp1). Gene Ontology annotation, molecular function: zinc ion binding; metalloendopeptidase activity. The transcript has 10 exons. Gene Ontology annotation, biological process: extracellular matrix organization; proteolysis; collagen catabolic process. Bases 827 to 2590 code for a protein of 587 amino acids. Gene Ontology annotation, cellular component: extracellular matrix. NCBI's taxonomy places the organism in Eukaryota, Metazoa, Arthropoda, Insecta, Hymenoptera, Formicidae. The record is from RefSeq and is a predicted model, not a curated record.
AAAGUCAGUGGCAGACUGAUUACGAUUCAGAGUAGCGGUGAACUCCGGAUAGAGCAGACCCGCGUAUCCGCGUUUUUCAUCGGCUCUCCUCUUUGACGUGGAUCAUCCCAGUUGCCUAUGAUCCAUCCUUAUUAUUAUCGUUCCAAUCUUUAUUAUUAAUCUCUCUCUUUCUCUCUUUCCUUCCUCCCUUUCUUUGUCUUUUUCGUUCUUCGAUUUCAAAUUCAUCGAAACAGAUCCAUCCCUACAAAAACUACAGAAGAUCUUUGGAAAAUCGAACGAGGUGUAUAUAAGACGCGUAAACGCGAAUACGUCGAGAAAUCACGUUUGAAAGGAAGCAACAGAGCGAAAGAACCCUAAGGCGAACCCACCAGCGAGGAAAACACCACGAGAUCGAUAGUGUUGUGGCAACCACGUUUAAGACCCCCAAGUACUCUGUCGAGAACUUACGUUGGAAACGAUCAAUUUCGAGGGAUCGCUUGUUUUGCGAGGAUAAUUAACGCGAAAAGUAAUGUCGGAAGUUCGAUAGUUCUUAUAUAAACAUAUUUAUUUAAGCAAGAAAUUAAAUAAAAUUGGAAGUACGUAUCAUAAUCUAAUUGUCAUUUGACAUUGUAAUUUUCGACAGUUGCAACGGGGUGUCUUUAAGAAACACGUGCAACGUAUGCAUUCAGUGUUAUUCAGGGGGAGGGGGAGGUGUGUAAAGAAACGAAUCGAGAAGCGCGUAUGCCGUACUGUAUACGGGCGAGUAAGUCACAGUGACCAAUUCUGUUGCGGGAAUCUAGCUUGACGAAGGAGUACGAGUUGGAUCGAAAGCAGCUUCGUUAAAAAUAUGACGAGAUGGAUCGAAUUUAUUUUACAACAGCGAAGAGCCGAUGUUCACCUGAUAUUGAUAGCGCUCCUCGUUUUGCACGCAAAUACGGAAGCGGCACCGACCAAUGUAGUCAUCAGCGACACCACUGCCGCGAAUUAUCUGGCACAAUACGGAUAUUUACCACCAAUAAAUCCGGAAAAUGGUGCUUUUUUAAGCGAAGAGAAAUUGACGGCAGCAAUAGAAGAGUUCCAAGCGUUUGCCGGUCUUAAUAUAACAGGUGAAUUGAAUGAAGAGACUGCUAAGCUUAUGGCUACACCAAGAUGCGGUGUUAAAGAUAAAGUUGGACCAGCCGCCGAUGGAAGAUCGAAAAGAUACGCUCUUCAAGGGUCCAGAUGGCGUACGAAGAAUCUGACGUACAAAAUUAGCAAGUAUCCCACUGAACUGAACAAACAAGAAGUGGAAAAAGAAAUCGCAAAUGCGUUUGGCGUUUGGUCAAGUGCAACUGAUCUGACAUUUACCCGCAAAACAGGACAUGAAAAUGUUCACAUUGAAAUCAGAUUCGAGGUAGGUGAGCAUGGCGACGGUGAUCCUUUUGAUGGACCCGGCGGCACUUUGGCACACGCGUACUUUCCCGUAUACGGUGGCGAUGCUCAUUUUGACAAUUCCGAACGAUGGACCAUUAGAAAUUAUCGCGGUACCAAUCUCUUUCAAGUCGCGGCUCAUGAAUUCGGGCAUUCGCUCGGCUUAAGUCAUAGCGAUGUCAAGAGUGCUCUGAUGGCACCUUUUUACCGCGGCUACGACCCACACUUUACUCUAAAUCAAGACGACAUCAGCGCGAUUCAGGCUCUAUAUGGAACGAAAACCAAUUCGCGAAGACCGCGACCUUCGCCGCCUGCCGAAGAAGAUCCAGAAUUGUGUAAAGAUCCUAAGGUUGACGCAAUGUUUAACACGAAAGACGGCGAGAUAAUUGCAUUCAAAGGAAAAUAUUACUGGAAAUUAACGGACAAUGGUGUGGCUAGUGGCUAUCCUAGACGUAUUAGUAGCACGUGGAAGGAGCUUCCGUCAAGUAUAGAUGCUGCAUUUACAUACAGGAAUGGCAAGACUUAUUUCUUCAAGGGUACGCAAUAUUGGAGAUAUAUUAAUACAACUAUGGACGGUGACUAUCCAAAAGAAAUUAGCGAUGGUUUUACCGGAAUUCCGGAUAACAUCGAUGCAGCUACUGUCUGGACUGGAAAUGGCAAGAUUUACUUUUACAAGGGUACGAAAUUCUGGCGUUUCGACCCGGCGUCGAAGCCACCAGUAAGAAGUAACUAUCCUAAACUCAUUCAAAAUUGGGAAGGCAUACCGAAUCACAUCAACGCGGCGGUAACCUACAAAGGUUACACAUACUUUUUCCAAGAUAACGCUUAUUAUCGAUUCAAUGAUCGGAUGUUCAAGGUGGACGACGCUGAUCCCGCCUUUCCAAGAUCAACAGCGUACUGGUGGUUCGGGUGCAAAUCCGCUAACAGAGGAACACUAGGUAAUGAUCAUUGGCCAUUCGCAUUUACCAGUAAUCUGGACGUGGCCGAUACUGAUACACACGACGAUUACGGUAGUCUUGACAGCGUUGGCGACAUCAUUCUAGACGCAGGAGGAACCGACGAACUCGUCACAUCAUCGAAUCACGAUCAUGGAAACUCUGGGGCAUCCACGAAGUUUCUACAUCCACUGGAAAGGACGCGGCAGCUUCUGCUGAUUAGCAUCGUGACGGUGAUCAUCGCGAGGUUUGUAGUGGCUACGUAAAGGCAGCGUUGAUGAUAUUGAAACUCGAUCUAAUAAUCGGUAUAUCGAGGCUGAUGCGACCAAUGCGACCAAUCGAUACCACAAUAUUUUUUCCCAUUUUAAAAAAUGGUGAAUAUCGCUCCAAAUUGCCGAUCCUGCCGAUUGUUGACGCGGUGCGCUCUCAGGAACUUGCGCUCCCUUUGUAAAUUAAGUAGAUAGCUAGAAAAUUACGACAUAUUUCUGCCAUGAUUAACCUAUUGAGAAUUGCAUCGCUGCGCAACAUUAUUAAUAGAUAAUGCGGCUGUAUAGCAUAUGUAUUUCAAUUUACACAUAUUUUAGAAAUGCAAGCCCGCGCACGUGAUAAUGUGUGCAUUCGUGUGUGUAUGUGCGCGCGCGCACGCAUACACACAUACUAUUAUACUAUCUUGAAUGAUGUUUCACGCGCAGUAAUGUAACAUAUAGAACGUUCUACACUGCCUAUUUAUUCGCGUGUCCAUCAUUUAUAAAGACUUUGCAGCACUUAUUGGUUCGAUUUGAUCGCAAAGUGCUUAAAAAAUAAUUAAGAUAUUGCAACAUGACAACUUAUAAUUAAUAAUCGGAUUUUUCUUUACUGACAAUAUUGUAAAAAAUUCUUGUUAAUCAAUGAAAGUGUUAUGUGAAUAUUAUAGAAUCUUCUACUUGUGUAAUGUAAGUGCUAAAAUAUUUUUUGUAACACUAAACAAUUAUAGCUCUUGUAUUAUUUUUAUUCGAUAUCUAAUCUAAUUUACACGCGCGCAAUUCAUUUAUACAUAUGUAUAUAAAUAUAAUAUCCGUAUCAUCGUUGCUGCAACUAUGGUAAAGUGACUGUAAUCUACGCGCAAGUGCCUUCCAAAGUAUUUUUGUAAUUUAUACAAUUCCCUGAAAAGGAUUGUAAAUGCUAGAUCAAUUUAAGCGCAAUUUUUUUUUCUAUGCGUACGUCAUUUCAAACCAAGCGUUUUUGUUUCUAUCAUGCGAUGUUAUGCAUGUUGAAGAGAAUUCUUAUUUUCAUUAUUAACGUAAGCGCACACUUAUACAUAUACCCCGAUAGGAAAAGAUUUAUAAAAUUGUAUGACAAAAUAUUAUAAAAGAUUUUAUAAUCUGUCAUUAUGAGGGGAUAGUUGAGAAAAUAGAUGUAGAAACAUUAACCUUUUAUAAAAUAUUAAUGUUUGGCAAUUAAAUUUUGAAAUAUGUUGGCAUAACAAUAGCGAUAUGGCGAAUCAUUUUAACAGCACAUUUGCAAAAUUAAAUUUAGAAAUAAAUUGUGCAAUAAUCGAGAAAAAUAUUUCAGUCAUAACAUGUUUAAAACAUUAAGAAAUAUAAUUGUGCAUAAGACUCACAUUAUUCCCCAAUUAUUCCUAAAUUAUGAUGCACAACUAUUAAAACACGGAAAUGUGUAAUAUUGCAUGUUUCAAUAUUUGUGCAUUAUAAUGUAGGAAUAAUUUAAGAGUUUCUUAAACGGACGAACUAUUCUGUCAGACAAAGUGCUUCUUUUAAUCUUUAUUAAAUGUCUAGUGAACAAGCGAUAUUUGUUAAACUCAUUGUAAUACCUUUGAUAUUAAUUUUGAAUUAAAUAUUGAAGUUAAAUGCUGUAAAUAUUGCACAUUAUUAUUGCUGCAUUAUAUUGUGAAUAUAUUAAAGGAUUAUGUGAUAAUUUUAAAUGCUGAAAUAAUCGCAAAAUAUUUGUUUUAAUAUUUGUCUAAUUUUUAACAAAUAUUAUUUAAGAAUUAUAUUCUGACAAAACUGUUGCGUUUUGGCAAAUUAUCUUGGCACAAUCUUUAAUGCCAUUAUUGUGCAAUGUUUGCAAAAUCUUAUCGGGGUAUAUGCAGAAUAUCCAAAAAGUAUUUUAAAAAACUACAAAUUGUCAGAUCUCUGACAUUAAUGGUGCUGUAUAUAUAAGAGUUUACAUAUCUAUACAGUUCUUAUGUGUAUAUUAAGUGCCUUUUCCUUUCCUAGGUUUUACAUAAUAAAAGUGCACUUUAAGAUGUGUUUAGUAAAAACAUGUAUAAUCAUCCAUUUGACAGAAAAGGAAGCUACAGCAAGAAGCAAUUACACGUCAAAAUUUUUAUUGUUUAGUAGUGAUAGAUGUUAAAAUAGCAAUAUUUAUGGGACAUUUCCUACAUUCUUACAUUUUAAAAAGUAUUUUAAUGUCUAAGGCCGGUACUCACAGUUCUUACAUUAUAUUCUAGAUUAUUUUAAGUUUAUCUUUAGAUUUUGUAUGGAUUAUUUUAUUGAUUACAGAGUAUCUGAAGAUAAACUUAAGACGAUCUUAUAUUUAAGAGUAGGAAUAUCGGCCUAAUACUGCGAAUGUUUAAUCAGUACUUAAUUGUUAAAGAUUAUACUUAGCCUUAUUAACAGAGUACAAGAAGAAAGGCUUUACAAUUUUUAUUAAUACUAAAUAAAAAAAUUUUUAUGCAAUACAAAAUUAAUUUUUUAUUACACAAUAUUGUUUUAAGUUAGUUAAAUGGUCAACUUUUAAGACAGCUAAAACGUUAUUAUACAAAACAUAUUUAAUUGCGCAACGCCUUUCUUUGUGUUACUACUGACAUUAGGGUAUUAAUAAUUCAUAUUGAAACUUGCCACGCUAUUAUGUCGUGCCUUAAAUAAAAUCUCGAUUGUAUAUUUUUCAUCGUCAUAAAAAUAUUAUUAAUAAAUAUACAUAAAUUUA